Brienomyrus brachyistius is the source of this 4242-nucleotide messenger RNA. RefSeq names its product synaptotagmin-11-like. The transcript is spliced from 4 exons. Bases 367 to 1668 code for a protein of 433 amino acids. Gene Ontology annotation, biological process: regulation of calcium ion-dependent exocytosis; cellular response to calcium ion; regulation of dopamine secretion. The record is from RefSeq and is a predicted model, not a curated record. Gene Ontology annotation, molecular function: calcium-dependent phospholipid binding; clathrin binding; calcium ion binding. Lineage: Eukaryota; Metazoa; Chordata; Actinopteri; Osteoglossiformes; Mormyridae. Gene Ontology annotation, cellular component: synapse; membrane; axon.
UGAUUUAUAUGGCUACUUCCGAGAGCAAACGUGCCCUGCGUUCGCCGUGCGAUCACUGCCACAAGCUGGGCGUAUUUGUAAUGCCUGACGGCGCUUGCGGGCGGAGCCAGGCCAGCCUGAGAGUACCAGUCUCCUCGCCUCAGCCGCAUUUCCGAUCCCGGGAUCUGAGCAUCGCUAGCAUCGCUUGGUAGGAAAAUACGGGCGAAAGGGAGCGCCGAGCUCAUUUUUGCCAGCGUAUAGGGAAAGUCAGGGAGACAUUACUCCACUCAAAAACGGAGAAAUGGUUAUUUAUGAAAAUCAUAUAGAUAUUUGAUUUAAUCGUUUUUAAUAUUUUUGUGACCGCAGCGCAGUAUAUUUAGUCUCAAAAUGGCCGAGAUAACCAACAUUAGGCCAGCGUAUGAUGUGUCCCCCGUGCUGGCGGGCUUCCUGGGAGCAGGGGUCCUGGUGGUGUCAGUGACAGUGGCUGUCUUCCUGUGGACGUGCUGCCAGCGUCGCUACAGGCAGCUGACGGGCGCCUACAAGCUGGGCGGUGAACCCGGCGACCCGCCGUACCGCUUCAUACACAUGCUGAAGGGCGUCAGCAUUUACCCCGAGACGCUCAGCAGCAGCAAGAAAAUCGUGCGGGUGGCACGGCGGCCCGGGCCGCGUGGGCGGGGCCCCUGGGACACGGGCCGGGCCGGGCCGGCGCUGUUGGUAGAUGCAGCGGAGAACGGACUGCUCAGAGGGACAGAGCGCGAAUCCGCUGUCCCGCCUGAGGGUGGCAGCCCAGGAUCAAGUGACACCAGUGGGUGUAGCAGCAACACCAGCAAGGCGGCCUCCCCGUUCAGCCCGGCAGAAGACCGCCCCCUGGGAACACUCAGCCUGGCUGUGGACUAUAACUUCCCCAAGAAGGCCCUGGUGGUGACCAUCGUGGGGGCACAAGGCCUACCGGUGGUGGACGAGCAGUCGGGCAGCUCAGACCCCUACGUUAAGAUGACCAUCCUGCCGGAGAAGAAGCACCGCGUCAAGACCCGUGUGAUGCGCAAGACCCUGGAGCCUGCCUUCGACGAGACGUUCACCUUCUACGGCGUGCCCUACAGCAGCCUUCCCGAACUGGUGCUGCACUUCCUGGUGCUCAGCUUCGAUCGCUUCUCCCGCGAUGACGUCAUCGGUGAGGUAGUGGUGCCGCUGGCCGGCAUAGACCCCAGCACUGGACGGAUCCUGAUCACGCAGCAGAUCUGCAAGAGAAACAUACAGUGUGUGAGCCGUGGGGAGCUAUUGGUGUCUCUGUCCUACCAACCUGUCACUCACCGGCUGAGUGUUGCAGUGAUGAAAGCCAAGCACCUGCCCAAGAUGGACAUCACCGGCCUGUCUGGCAACCCGUACGUGAAGGUCAAUGUGUUUUACGGCCGAAAGCGCAUCGCCAAAAAGAAGACGCACGUGAAGAAGUGCACGCUCAACCCCGUGUUCAACGAGUCCUUCGUCUUCGACGUGCCUCCCGAGCUGCUGCACGAUGUCUCUGUGGAGUUCCAGGUCUUGGACUUUGACCGCACCACCAAAAACGAGGUGGUGGGCCGGCUGGUGCUGGGCGCACAUAGCUCUGGUUCCUCUGCUGCUGCCCAGUGGCAGGAAGUCAUCGAGAACCCCCGCAGGCAGGUCACCAAGUGGCAGACCCUGAGUGAGCAUUAGCCCCCCCCACGCCCAGUGCUCAGUAGCUGAGAGGAGUAGGGGGCCCUGAGCUCCCAAGUCAUAUUUCUCCCCUCUAGGGGCUUUGUACAGUGAACUCUCCGUGUCAUUGAUGGUCAUUACGAUAAUGGGGGGAAUUUAACUCCUAACAGACUCUUGGUAAUUACGAUCAGAGCUUCAUCAGUCAUGCUGAGUGAACGACAGACUGAACAGAAGUCGAAACGGCCUUGUAAAUCAGUUUGGUUGUACUGUAUGGUACUAUAUGGGGGGACACCCAGUGCAAGAUGGAGACCUAUUACCUAAACAACAUGGGGGGGGAGGGGAGGGGGGGCGUCAGUUGUUGAGAAUUUGAUUCUCCUUUCUCUGUUGCGUAUUGGGAAGUGUAUAGAGCCCAUUCAGUUUAUUGCAUGCCCAAACAAUGACAAGGUAAACGACAAAAUAAAGGAAAAUAAAAAACAGAGGCAGUUAGGCACAUAUUAUUGGACCUUGGAAUGUACAAUUACGCAAUCCCUUGUCGCCUUUGAAGGCUUGCAGUGUGAGAGGAUGGGGGCCCAGUUCUGUUCUCUGGAAAUGUGGGUGAACCUCCAUUCGUAAGCCCCAGUAGAUGUACGGUCAUUCCAUAUUGAGACUUCUCCAUGCAUUGCCGCCAUGACACACGAUUCACACACGAGACACAUAAAACAUGAAAAAAUGAUAUAAACAAACCAUAGGAAACAUCUCUACAUAAUAGACAGCUUUGAAUUAUGGCAAUAGUUUUAUAAGCCUUAUACAUUUUCUUCUUAAGCAUGACUAUGGCUUGGAUAUGAUCCGGAAGCACCACUGGUAGAUCUAUAGAACAUGUGUCACAUGUCCAGAGUUCACAGUGGCACAGAAAGACCUGAAAAAUAGACAACCGAUUAAACCUAGAAGAGACUCAGCAGGAUGAAGGGGCGAUUAUGUCCUUGAAUAAUUUGCUUAUACCCCAAUCUCAUCUUUUACAGGUAUCGUGAUUUUUUUUGUAUUUUAUGCGGUUUCAUAUGAGCUGAAGCUCACGAAAGAUGUCGCCUGAUAUUUUUACAGUUCGCACUUACAAAUGUCCCGUUUCUUCAUAUUAAACUUGUCAAGGUUUAUUUUGGGGAACGGCAGUCUCCAGGUCCCCAUCUGAAGGCUGCCCCCUCCUUGCAGAGGAGAUCAUGUGACAGUGGACUGUGACGUGUGUCAUACUGAGCGUUUGCUUUGACGGGCGUCGCAAAGCUUAAUGCUAAAAGCAUAAUUGACGACUGAAAAUACUGAAAAUGCUUCUGCUAAAGCGUUGCCCAGUCACCUUAAUGCCUGGUCUUGUAUUUUUCAUUCUGUCUUUGGAGAACAGUGUACCCCCCCCCCAUUCCCCCAACCUCAUACAUAAUACCAUCAUCCAGUGUCCAGUGACAGCAUCUUAAUGAAGCCCAUGCCUCAGAACAGGAUCCCUGUGUUCUUCUCUGACCGUUCCUAUGAAGACUUCUUUAGUGUGCCGCCGUCUGGCGUUACUCGUUAUCUGUCGUUCGUUAGCGCUCACAGCGGAGGAAUCCCAGUACCGGAGUUGCCUUGGAAAGUUGGGAACGAUGAGGUGGUCUCUUCUUGGGCUGAGCGAGUCUCUCCUCCCUUUACUUAGUGUCAGUUUGAGCCGCUCACCUGUAAGUGUCCUUACAGAAAAAAACAAUGUGUUAAAAUAUUAAAUGCAAAACAUAUUCCAUUUUGAUAUAUGCCAAAAUAUUCAGGAUAUGCUAGAAAUCUGUGCAUACAUUGCAAAAUGUAUUCCAGUUUCUAAUAUUGCAAAAUGCACGUUAUUCUGUAUUAAAUACUAAGGCAGGACAUUAGACUUUGUAAUAUAUGUUGCUUAUUUUUACCAUAUAUUAACAUGUAUACGUUAUGGUCCCUUCCAGACUUCUUGUGAACUGGGCCAUUGGUGGCAUUCCUUCCUUGGAGUACCAUUUCAGCAUGGUAAAAUUCCCUGGUCCAGAGUGUGAUAUCGACAUCACUGGUGACCUGCUGGCCGUUACUUGCCACAAACGCAGAAUUCAGUAGCGUAAUCUGUUGUGCCAGGGGCCUGCUGUCUGAAAUCACGCUGUGAUUGUGCUUCAAAGGUGCAUUGUUUGGACGUAGAGCCCAGGCUAUCAUAGGACAGAGCCCCUUGGGCAUGGAUGUACCUCCACAUGGACCAACCUCAUAUAUAUAAUACAGGGCUGGUGUAUCACUGCCCUACCCCUCAUUCUAGGGCACAGAAGUAGAGAUUUUGUACUGCCGAGGUUCAGGUUCAGAAAGUACAAAUCCGGGCCAAAAUUUUGUUUCAACUGAGCAGUUGAGUAUAAAGAGUCACAUUCAUGGAGUACUCGGAGUACUCGCAGUACUCAACUGGGUAUUUGAAACAAAAUCUUGGUUUCGAUUUGUACUUUCUGGGCAUGAACUUUCCUCCUCUGGUGCUGCCCUUCAUUUCCAAGUAUGUUUCUGUUUUCGAUGCUUCUGCAGCUGCUUCACUAUCUGGUACAUCAUUAUCGGCUUUCCUUAUUGCUCCUGUGGGGAGAGGGGGGGGGAAUCUCUACAUAGUGAAAAAACAUAUAU